Molecule: messenger RNA, 3066 nt
Organism: Stegodyphus dumicola
Lineage: Eukaryota; Metazoa; Arthropoda; Arachnida; Araneae; Eresidae
Gene: HUWE1
Product: HECT, UBA and WWE domain containing E3 ubiquitin protein ligase 1
Biological process (GO): ubiquitin-dependent protein catabolic process; defense response to Gram-negative bacterium; protein polyubiquitination
Cellular component (GO): membrane; cytoplasm; nucleus
Molecular function (GO): ubiquitin protein ligase activity; zinc ion binding; protein binding
Source: RefSeq, a predicted model, not a curated record
AUGAAUAGAGAGCUUGCAGACAUGCACUUAGUGUAUGGAAUAGCUGAGGGUAAUGGACGAGCCGCUGCACGCAUUUAUCGUGAACGCUUCCUCCCAGACAUUGACCACACGACAGUUACAGUGGAGACUCGUGCUGCAGGGAUAAAAGGACAAUCAUUUGAUCCACGAAAAGAUCCAGACUUCUAUAACUUAAGCACUCAACUUGAUUUAGAUGAGUUAUGGGAUGCUCUGAGUGAUUGUUUAACGGAGCUUGCUGAAACUCCUGAUCAUCAUGCUGUUUUGGUUUUACAGCCAGCUGUUGAAGCCUUUUUCUUAGUGCAUGCAUCACCUGAAAAAGAAAAUAAAAAGAAAGAAAGUAGGAAAGAUCCCCAGGAAAAUGAAAUGUCUCAUCUUCAAGAAAUGCCACCCAUGUCACCUGUUUCUUCUAUAGGCCCUCUAUCAGAUGCAUCUCUUAAUUCUUCUUUUGACCUAACAUCACCACAACCUACCAUGCCACUCGAUACUGUCAAAUUUCUUAGAUUUGCAGAAAUUCACCGGACUGUGUUAAAUCAAAUUUUAAGACAGUCUACUACACCUUUAGCAGAUGGCCCAUUUUCAGUUCUUGUUGAUCAUACCAGAGUGUUAGAUUUUGAUGUGAAACGUAGAUAUUUCAGACAAGAACUGGAGAGAAUGGAUGAAGGCUCUCGACGUGAAGAUUUAGCAGUUCAUGUAAGAAGAGAGCAUGUUUUUGAAGAUUCAUUUAGAGAACUGCAUCGUCGAACUCCUGAGGAAUGGAAAAACAGGUUCUAUAUAGUUUUUGAAGGAGAAGAAGGGCAGGAUGCUGGUGGUUUGCUUAGGGAAUGGUAUACUAUUAUUUCCAGAGAAAUAUUUAAUCCAAUGUAUGCUCUUUUUACAACUUCUCCAGGUGAUAGAGUUACAUACAUGAUAAAUUCUUCAUCCCAUUGUAAUUCAAAUCAUUUAAGUUACUUCAAAUUUGUUGGAAGAGUUAUAGCCAAGGCAGUAUAUGACAACAAGUUGUUGGAAUCUUAUUUCACUAGAUCAUUUUACAAGCACAUUUUAGGAAAAUAUGUAAAGUAUACAGAUAUGGAAAGUGAAGAUUAUUCAUUCUAUCAGGGUUUAGUUUUCUUAUUAGAGCAUGGUGUAAAGGAAUUAGGAUAUGAAUUAACUUUUAGUGUUGAGGUUCAAGAAUUUGGUGUCACGGAAAUAAGAGAUCUGAAGCCCAAUGGUAGAAAUAUUCAGGUAACAGAAGAAACUAAAAAUGAAUACGUUCGUCUAGUUUGUCAGGAAAAAAUGACUGGUGCAAUCAGGAAACAGCUUAAAGCAUUUUUAGAAGGUUUCUAUGAAAUCAUUCCAAAAAGACUUAUUUCUAUAUUCAAUGAACAAGAACUGGAGCUUCUUAUAUCAGGAUUGCCAAAUAUAGAUAUUGAUGAUUUGAAAGCCAAUACUGAGUACCAUAAAUAUCAACCAACUUCUUUACAGAUACAAUGGUUUUGGCGAGCCUUGAGAUCUUUUGACCAAGCUGAUCGAGCUAACUUCCUUCAAUUUGUUACGGGUACCUCCAAAGUACCACUUCAAGGUUUUGCAGCAUUAGAAGGAAUGAAUGGGACUCAGAAAUUUCAAAUUCAUAGAGAUGAUCGAUCGACUGAUCGUCUUCCUUCUGCUCAUACAUGUUUUAAUCAGCUUGAUCUUCCGGCGUAUGAGACUUAUGAUAAGCUCCGAUCCAUGCUAUUGAAAGCCAUCCAUGAGUGUUCAGAAGGAUUUGGAUUUGCUUGAUUUCUUGGAUAUGGAUGCAGUUUCCUCUUGGUGCCUAUGUGAUAUGAGUACUUGCCAAUACUCUGUUGAGGACUAUUGUACUCCUACAGUCACUUAGUACUAUCAUAUUUUAUUUGUUGACUACUAUAGUUAUACUUGAAGAACUAAAAGCAUGACUAAAAAGACCGUGAGCUGACUGUACAGAAUUUUUUCAGUUUCUUAUGAAAACCAGCCUGUAUAUUUUCUCUUUCAGUUAAAUUUCAUAAAAUUCAAACUAUUUCAUAUGUGUCUUGCCAUAUUUCUCUUACUACAUUGCACUAGAAAUGAAUUUUUAAACAUAUGAUCAUUUUGAAAGAUAUUGCUUGUAUUAAAAUCAAAUUUAGAGAGAAAAUAUUUUACUGCUGAAAAAAUAAUUUUAUUGACAAGAGCUGUGUAAAUUAAAUAUGGAAAAAGCUUAGAAAGUAUUGUAUUUUUUAUUGUUAAUGAUGACAGUUAAUUAAAUAACUUAACAUAGCUCUUUUCUGUUUAUGUUUUUUAAAUAUACCACAACUGCAUUAUGACUAAGCUGAUCAGAAUGUGUACUGUUAUUUUUUGCAGUAUCCCUCUAUUUUCUUAAAGCAAAUUUUAUUAAUUAGGAGUUCACCAAACAAGUUGAAGUAUAGGUUAGUGCUAUAUAUAUAUAUUAUUCUACUGGAAAAUUGUCAUGAAUACAUUUCCAUUAUUGUGGUAAAAUUUGAUGUGCUAGCAGAUCAAAUGUUGCAUUAAGAUGAUUUUUCUAUCAGCUGAUAACUGUUUCAUUUUCAAGAAUUUCUGAAUGUAUUUUACUUGACAAACCAUCAACAACACAUUUUGUAUGCUGUUAUUCUUCCUUAUAAUAGUCCUUAAGUUUUUUUGUGUGUGGCAAACUUAUAGUGGCAAACUUAUUCUUAGUGUGUGGCAAAAAAAAAUCCCCCCCCCUCCUAAAAAAAAGGGUAGUCUUAUUCUCAAUACAUUGUGAACUUGUAAAUUUCAUUUAUUUGUAUGACAAAGCAUUUUCACAUCUGCUUUAAUAUGAUUUAAGACAAGAUUCAGAAAUACAUAAUAUUCUGUAUAGAUUAAAAUACAGCCUUAUUCAAUACUCAAUGAAAUUUCAAGUUUAAUGUUAAUCAAUUUGUUAAAGAAUACUUACGUCUUUCCUAAAUUACAUGUGCAUGUUUUCCAUGAUUUCAGAUAACUUGUUUACUGUUUCUAAAACAUAGAUUAAUUUUUUAAUGAAAUUUUUGGUUAAUUAUUGUAAGAUUUGGUUGUAAUAAAAAUUUGCAUGCUGUACUUUAA